AUGAUCCAAUACACAUCAUGUGCAGACCCCUCGGAGAGUGCAGCACGUAAGGAACGGCUCAGACAAGCUGAACAGAAUGGCCAAUUUGAAGAAUCAGUGGCUCAGAUGGCGCGAGCCUCUUUGGCAAAUCUACCUGCGCGAAACCGAGAAGACGACCAACCAAAUAGCCCUGAGAGAGUUCCUGCGCUGCUCCGUUUAGGACAGCCUCCCUCCCCCCCUCUCCAAAUGGAAAACGAACGUAUACCAAGUCCAACGAGGACACCAGCUCUCCUUCGAAUAGGACAGCCCAGCGGGUCUCCGCAAGUAACAGCUCCACCUAUGGUCCAAGAUACUGGUCGGCGAAAGCCAGGAAGACCACCAGGAUCAAAGAGAGUCUCCAGCAGCCCCAAGACCCUAACAGGAGCAAGCUCACGUAAACGGAAACUAAAACAGACUAAGGCUCCGCCCUGUCGACGCAAACUCCUGACACAGCCAGACCGUUCUGAGCAGGGAGCCGGGCCCUCUCGACCCCGCAAAGGGAAAUCCCAGGAGCAAGACAAACAAAAAUCAGCUUCCUCCAACUCUGAUAAUCAGCCACUGCGCAACAUGAUACCGACGGUCCCAAAGAGGAAGAAGGCGGAUUUUUGGAAUCCGUCAACUCCCGUUCCUUAA
Molecule: messenger RNA, 651 nt
Organism: Brassica napus (rape)
Lineage: Eukaryota; Viridiplantae; Streptophyta; Magnoliopsida; Brassicales; Brassicaceae
Product: synapsin-1-like
Exons: 1
Coding region: 1-651 (216 amino acids)
Source: RefSeq, a predicted model, not a curated record